This is a messenger RNA of Lucilia sericata (common green bottle fly), 1702 nucleotides long. It is a transcript of the gene ScsbetaA, whose product is annotated as succinate--CoA ligase [ADP-forming] subunit beta, mitochondrial. Gene Ontology annotation, cellular component: succinate-CoA ligase complex; mitochondrion. NCBI's taxonomy places the organism in Eukaryota, Metazoa, Arthropoda, Insecta, Diptera, Calliphoridae. Gene Ontology annotation, biological process: succinyl-CoA metabolic process; tricarboxylic acid cycle. Gene Ontology annotation, molecular function: succinate-CoA ligase (ADP-forming) activity; ATP binding. The record is from RefSeq and is a predicted model, not a curated record. The transcript has 10 exons. Bases 144 to 1514 code for a protein of 456 amino acids.
GUGUCAAAAGCUCUUUACUUUAUUUUAGUGAUGCCAAAUUUACAAACAGUACUGCCUAUACAAAUAAAAAAUUAAUUUGUCUCAUUCGAAAAUCAUUCUUCUUGACGUUUAGUUUUUUUUUACGAAUCCAAACAAAAAGAGAAAUGGCAUCAUUGAUAGCACGCACCGGUGUUGUAGCCGAAAUUAUUAAUCAAAAAGUUGGCCAAAAGAUUUUGGGUUCAGUUGUUGCUGCUCAAUGUCAACAGAAACGUAACUUAAACGUUCAAGAACAUGUCUCCUACACACUUCUAAAUGGUGCCGGCAUUGCAACACCAAAAUUCGGCGUUGCCACAUCUGGCAAGGAAGCUGGCGAUAUUGCUAGAAAACUUAACACCAACAACUUGGUAUUGAAAGCUCAAGUUUUGGCUGGUGGUCGUGGUAAGGGUUCAUUCAAAAAUGGUUUGAAAGGUGGUGUACGUCUAGUCAAUGAUCCCAAAGAAGCCGAAGAAAUUGCCAGCAAAAUGGUCAAUCAACUUUUGGUUACCAAACAAACUGGCGCCGCUGGUCGUUUGUGUAAAAAAGUUAUGGUAGCCGAGCGUAAAUUCCCCAGACGUGAAUUCUAUUUUGCCGUUAUGAUGGAAAGAGCUUUCAAUGGUCCCGUUGUUAUUGCUUCUUCUCAAGGUGGUGUUAAUAUUGAAGAAGUUGCUGCCGAAAAUCCUGAUGCCAUUAUCUAUGAACCCAUUGACAUUAAGAAGGGCUUAACUAAAGAUCAAGCCAUGCGUGUUGUACAGAAAGUUGGCUUGUCUGAACCCAAACAUGCUGAGGACACCGUCAACAUGUUGUUGAACAUGUAUAAAUUAUUCUUGGAAAAGGAUGCUUUACUAAUUGAAAUCAAUCCUUAUGCUGAAGAUGCUAUCGAAGGCUCCUUCUUUGCUCUUGAUGCCAAAUUCCGUUUCGAUGACAACGGUGAAUUCCGUCAAAAGGAAUUGUUUGCCAUGCGCGAUUGGACCCAAGAGGAUCCCAAAGAGGUGGAAGCUGCUAAAUUCGAUUUGAACUACAUUGCUUUGGAUGGUACCAUCGGUUGUAUGGUCAAUGGUGCUGGUUUGGCUAUGGCCACCAUGGAUAUCAUUAAGUUGUACGGUGGUGAUCCAGCCAAUUUCUUGGAUGUUGGUGGCGGUGCCACUGCCCAAGCUGUAAAGGAAGCUUUCAAAAUUAUUACCUCCGAUCCCAAAGUGUUGUGUAUUUUGGUAAACAUUUUCGGUGGUAUUAUGCGUUGUGAUGUCAUUGCCGAGGGUAUUAUUGCUGCAGCCAAGGAUUUAAAUAUGAAAAUGCCAAUUGUUGUUAGAUUGCAGGGCACCAAAGUGAAUGAGGCUCGUGAAUUGAUUAAGAAAUCUGGUUUGAGAAUUAUUCCUCGUCACGAUUUAGAUGAAGCUGCCAAUUUGUCGGUACAUUUGGCCAAAAUUGUUGAAUUGGCCCGUGAAGUUAAAAUGGAUGUUAGCUUCGAAAUUCCCGACAGUGUCAAGGGCAGCAAAUAGAAAAUCCUCCUUGCAAUUUAAACUUUUGAAAGCUUGUUUGAAAUUUCCUUUGUUUGUGUGGGGCUUUCUCCAUAUAGUUUUUGAAUGUUUUUAUUCCUCCAUAUUUUGGCCAAUGAAAAAACCAUUAUUUUUAGAAUUAAAUUAAAAACAUUUUAUUUAAAAUAUACAAUAAUAUAAAAUAUUAAUAA